AUGCCAAAUUACAAGAUUUGGACAUUUCAUGGUGAAGAAAUGCCCUCUGUUGAUUUGACUGCACAAGAAAAUUGCCUUCAUAGUUCAAGUACUGUUGCACACACCUCUGAGAUGGAUCAAUUUAUGUAUAUGCAAGAAAUGGUGAAUGAUGCUCUUAAUCGACAUCCUUCAUUUGAAGAACAAGACAAUAGCCGUUUAGAAGAGUCUCCAAACGAAGCCACUCAGAGGUUUUACAAUUUAUUGGCAGAGGCAAAUCAACCUGUAUUUGAAGGGGUAACAGAGUCGAAACUAUCAGUAUGCGUUAGACUUUUGGCAUGCAAAUCUAAUUGGAACAUUCCUAACCAAGCAUUAGACAAUAUGGCAAAAAUCUAUUUAGAUCUAACACCACCAAAUAAUUCUUUACCAAAGAAUUAUUAUGAAGCCAAGAGAUUAGUUUCAAAGUUGGGAUUAGAGUCUAAGAAGAUUGAUUGUUGUGUUAAUGGGUGUAUGCUUUUUUAUGACAACGAUAAUGGCAAAAAUGAUGCAUCAUUACUUGAAUGCAAAUUUUGUGGACAAGCUCGAUAUCACACAAUCCAUGCAGGAAGAAGGCAAAAAAAACCAAUUCCAUUGAAGUCUAUGUUCUACUUGUCUAUAAUUCCAAGAUUACAAAGAAUGUUUGCUUCAAUGGAAACAGCACAACACAUGACAUGGCAUUAUGAGAACAAAACUCAAGGAGUGCUACGUCAUCCAUCUGACGGUGAAGCCUGGAAGCACUUCGAUCGAAAACAUGAAUCCUUCGCCAGUGAUCCUCGUAACGUUCGACUUGGUCUAUGUUCGGAUGGAUUUAAUCCAUACAUCCAGGCAUCGUCUUCACCAUAUUCUUGUUGGCCUGUGAUUGUUACUCCAUACAAUCUUCCACCUGAGAUGUGUAUGACAAAGCCUUUCAUGUUUUUAACAUGUCUAAUACCAGGUCCAUGUAAUCCAAAGGCAUCCAUAGAUGUUUAUUUGGAGCCUUUGAUUGAUGAUUUGAAUAAGUUGUGGAAUGGUAUUUGGACGUAUGAUGUUUCAAGGAAGCAAAAUUUCCUUAUGAGGGCGGCUUUGAUGUGGACAAUUAAUGACUUCCCUGCAUAUGGAAUGUUAUCUGGUUGGAGCACACAUGGUAAAUUAGCUUGUCCACAUUGCAUGGAGCACACUAAGACAUUCACAUUGAAUUAUGGUCGGAAAAGUUGUUGGUUUGACUGCCAUCGGAGGUUCUUGGCCAUUGACCAUCCAUUUAGGAGAAACAAAAAGGCAUUUCGCAAAGGGGAAGUUGAAACGGAUAGGCCACCUCCUAGGUUAACCCCAUCACAAGUUUGGAGAAGGGUCAAAGAUUAUCCAAAAGUGACUGAAACUGGUGUGACAAGGAUAGAUGGGUAUGGAGAGUGGCAUAAUUGGACCAAAAGAAGCAUAUUUUGGGAUCUUCCAUACUGGAAAGAUAACUUGCUAAGACAUAAUCUCGAUGUCAUGCAUAUAGAAAAAAAUUUCUUUGACAACAUCUUCAACACCGUGAUGAAUGUUAGUGGCAAGACUAAAGAUAAUGACAAGGCAAGAAAAGAUUUAUCUUUAUAUUGUGGCCGAAAAGACUUGCAGUUGAAGCCACAAUCUAACGGGCGGUUGCUCAAACCAAAAGCAAAUUACACCUUCACAAAAGAUGAAUCUAAAAUAGUUUGUCGUUGGAUCAAGGAACUAAGAAUGCCAGAUGGCUAUUCUUCAAACUUGGCAAGAUGUGCUAAUAUCGAAAAGGGUAGUAUUCACGGUAUGAAAAGUCAUGAUUGUCAUGUCUUCAUGGAGACAUUACUCCCUGUUGCGUUCAGCUCAUUGCCAAUGCACGUGUUAAAUCCUCUAAUAGAAAUUAGUCAUUUUUUCAAAGACUUAUGCUCAACGACACUAAAGGAGCAUUCACUGAAAAUGUUAGAGGAAAAUAUUCCAAUUAUUCUUUGCAAAUUGGAAAGAAUAUUCCCUCCCGGGUUCUUUGAUUCAAUGGAGCAUCUCCCUGUUCAUUUGCCAUAUGAAGCAUGGCUUGGUGGGCCAGUGCAAUAUAGGUGGAUGUAUCCAUUUGAAAGAUUUAUGGGGGAAUCAAAACGUUCUGUAAAAAACAAAGCCAAAGUGGAAGGAUCAAUUUGUGCAGCCUACUUGCAUCGUGAAACAACAUAUUUUUGUUCUCAUUAUUUCAAGAACUUCAUCUUGUCGCCUAGCAAUGUUAGGAAUGAAACACACUGGCAAAAUGAAACAUGUGACUCAACAUUAUCAGUGUUUCGACAAGUUGGUCGUCACGCAGGCAAGGAGCUGACUUAUUGGUUAACUGAUGCUGAAUUCAACUCUGCUCAUGUCCAUGUGUUAAUCAAUUGCGCUGAAGUUAAAUCCUCAUUCGUUGUGGCUAAUCAAGUACAUGAGGGAACUGCUUCUGCUCGAAUAUACUCAGAGUUUCCUUACUGGUUCAAACAUCAAGUUUAUAAUGCGCCAUUAAGUCUCAAAAAUCAAGAUUUAAGAGAUUUGGCAAAUUGGCCCAUGAGAUGCGUAAAAGAAUGGCACACAUACUUUGUUAAUGGGUAUAAGUUUCACACUAAUGAAUGGUCCAAAGGAAAGAAGACAAUUAACUGUGGUGUGUACGUGAAGGGCAUUACAGAGGGAGGUUAUGAUGAUUUUUAUGGAAUAAUUCAUAAAAUAUUUGAGCUAGAGUACAACAGUUGUACUUCUCCAAAGAAAGUAGUUGUUUUUUAUUGUGAAUGGUUUGAUCCUUCUAGAGAUGGUACAAGGGUGAAUCCUAGGUAUAAUAUUGUUGAACUUGAAAUGAGUAAAAGAUACCGACCUUUUGAUCCAUUCAUUCUAGCUAAUAAUGUUAGACAAGUUUACUAUGUCCCAUAUCCAGCAUUUCGGAGCAUCGACAAAAGUGGUUGGUGUGUUGCGAUACAAACUAAGCCUAGGGGUCGCAUUGAGUCAAAUGAGGUGGAAGAGGAUAUUCCAUAUCAAGUUGAUGAAAUUUUGACUGCUGCAAUGUCACCUAGACGUCCAUCUAGUUCCGAUAAAGGGAAGAAGACAAAGCCAAGAAGACAGCCAGCACGGUAUAUCAUAAGGGUUCCUGGCCAAAUACCACAGAGUGCGCCCAUUCAGGCACCAUCACUUGCUAGGGUACCCACACCACACCUUGCGGGGUUACCACACCAUCUACAUCCAUUCCGUCACCACACCCUAUUGUGGUACCCACACUAG
Molecule: messenger RNA, 3228 nt
Organism: Vigna unguiculata (cowpea)
Lineage: Eukaryota; Viridiplantae; Streptophyta; Magnoliopsida; Fabales; Fabaceae
Source: RefSeq, a predicted model, not a curated record